Molecule: messenger RNA, 1289 nt
Organism: Schizophyllum commune H4-8
Lineage: Eukaryota; Fungi; Basidiomycota; Agaricomycetes; Agaricales; Schizophyllaceae
Product: mitochondrial carrier protein
Exons: 6
Coding region: 78-977 (299 amino acids)
Cellular component (GO): mitochondrion
Molecular function (GO): guanine nucleotide transmembrane transporter activity
Source: RefSeq, a predicted model, not a curated record
GUUCUCCGCCUCCUCCUUUACCUUCCCCGCCCUCCUACCUCGUCGUUUCGCCCGUCUCCCCCUUCUCCUGCAUCAAAAUGUCUCCCCCCAUGACUGGCAAGAGCAAGGAGUCCGGCACGGCCCGUGUACUUGGUUCUGGGACCUCAGGGAUUGCUGAGCUCUUGGUUUUCCACCCGGUGGACACCAUUGCGAAGCGUCUCAUGAGCAACAAAGCGAAGGUGUCCAUGGCCACCCUACAGCCCAUCAUCUUCCGUGACUACGCGACCGCGCCCUUCGGGAAGAAGUUCUUCUCCCUCUUCCCCGGUCUUGGGUACGCCGCGGGCUACAAGGUCGCGCAGCGUAUAUACAAGUUCGGCGGCCAGCCCUGGUUCAACGACAUUAUCACGCGGAACUACAAGGAGAAGUUCACGAGCGCGUUCGGCGAGCGGAAUGGGAAGCUCAUGAUCCAGGCCACGGCUGGCAGCUUGACGGGCAUUGGUGAAGUGGUCCUGCUUCCCCUCGACGUGCUGAAGAUCAAACGCCAGACGAACCCGGAGGCAUUCCGUGGUCGCGGUGUUUUCCGCAUCUUCGCUGAGGAGGGUACCGCACUGUACCGCGGUUGGGGCUGGACUAUGGCGCGCAAUGCACCCGGCUCCUUCUCGCUCUUCGGUGCCGCCGCCUUCACGAAGGAUUACGUCCUCGGCGUCAAGGACUACUCUAAGGCCACAUGGGGCCAAAACUUCGUCGCGUCGAUCGCAGGCGCGGUCGCUUCGAUCACUGUUGCCGCCCCCCUCGACACCAUCAAGACCCGCAUCCAGAACGCCAACUUUGAGAACAAGGUCUCCGGUGUCACCGUCAUCAAGGACCUCCUCAAGGAUGAGGGCGCGUCUGCGCUGUUCAAGGGUCUCACGCCGAAGAUCUUGGUCGUCGGCCCGAAGCUCAUUUUCAGCUACACCCUCGCGCAGUCGCUCAUCCCCCUGUUUGCGAACUACGUCUAGACGGCUACGAGCGUCGCGGAAAAGUAUCUAUACUCAACUUACAUCGGGCUGCGUAGAUGAUCAUGGAGCACGAGGGCGAGGGGUUCUGCCUGCUCGCGCAGUAUGUCGUCCACGGGCAGCGCAUGGCUGUUCUCGCUCGUAGGCAGCCAGGGAGGCCACUGGCAGAUAUGAACCACCCAUGUGGUGCAUGGGCACGCCGUACUAAUAUAUUGUAUCCUAUCUACAAGCUACUACUAAGCACUAGAUGUAUCGUACCUGUUAGACGUUACGCACCACCACUCAAUGCAUGGGUUCAUGUCAUUCUUUCACCGA